CAACGCAGUCAGGUCACCUGUCUGACUGACUUGAUCUUCCUGCUGGUACCUUAGUAGAAAACUGCCCGACUAUUCCAUGCUUUGCAUGCCGUGGAAAAUGACUUGGAGUGUACGGAUGAGCCGGAGAGGUCGAUACCAGGAUGGACAUAUAGACUCUGGACCAAAAACAGAAAGCAAUGCUCGUCCCCUGAAGACAACACCGCCAGCUCCGGAACCAAUGCAGAGCCCAGAAAUCGUCGAUUCUUGCCCGGUGGAGGAUGUCGAUUGAGUUGUCGGCGUAAGCACUGCCCACCAUGUGCAGUCCACAGUCUGAAGCUUCUUGACACCGUCUACCGGGUACGGAUCAGGUCAUUUCUCGAUAUGUACACCACCGAGCCGGUCAAUGCCGACGCUAAUACGACUUGCCGACUGUGCCCCGUACUCAGGAACCUUAUAUCCCUUACUGUCAACGACUCUAUCGAGCCCUCUCACAGCGAUCAUCAAUCACGCAACAAGCUCAAAUGGACUCGGAGUCGUCGGUUCGCUUCUCACGGACCUCCUGGUAGAGUUCUCAAUGUCGGUGUGCUGACCCAAUCCUUGUCCGCAGGCUAAUGGCUGGAUUGCAAGGCAGUCAGCCAAUUCAACCCCAGACUUAGCCCCCUGACGCCCACCGUCCGAUGUGCGAAGGUGCUGUACUUGAGUCUUACACGAGGCAUAUGUCGUUCGAUCGGCUGGGAUGUCGUUCACACGACAAGAUCAGGACUCAACAAGUGUCCAGAGGGCCAUGCCUAGGAGCAUAUAUAGAUAGGUCCGUCCACCCGGCUCCUCGCUCCCAUCAACAAACAACUUCACUACAAUCUUCAACAGCAGCUUCAACUCUCCAAACCUCAACAAGACUUCAAGUCAAAUCACCCACUUUCAAACCACAAUGCAGUCCUUCAUCAUCACGUCUGCUCUCGCCCUGAUGGCCGGCUCUGCCAUCGCGGCCCCAUCGGCCCCAAACCCGGCCACGUCCCGCACCUACGACAUCAAGGGCUUCACCGAGCGCAAGACCAACGACGACGACAUCACCUUCGUCACGUUUGAAAUCUUCGGGACCAACGGCGACACCACCCACGUCCACUGCAUUCCAUUUGACAGAGACACCAAGAGGCAAACCGACAACUGGCAGGACAAUGUCAUCUAUCCCUGCCUCGAGAGCGAGGCUUUCUACUUCGCCUACUCUCAGGAAUCGGGAGUGUUGCGGUUGUUCACAAGCGGUGCCCCAACCUUGUCGUUCCACGGUACCACCCACAUCGCCGACCCAUACUGCCACACCGCUGGGCAAGACCAGAUUUGCCAGUCUCCGUCCGAUGCCUACAUCACCCUUACGCAGGGGAAAUAG
Messenger RNA from Zymoseptoria tritici IPO323, 1363 nucleotides. RefSeq lists its product as uncharacterized. The record is from RefSeq and is a predicted model, not a curated record. Bases 908 to 1363 code for a protein of 151 amino acids. Lineage: Eukaryota; Fungi; Ascomycota; Dothideomycetes; Mycosphaerellales; Mycosphaerellaceae. The transcript has a single exon.